Messenger RNA from Perca fluviatilis (European perch), 669 nucleotides. RefSeq lists its product as uncharacterized. NCBI's taxonomy places the organism in Eukaryota, Metazoa, Chordata, Actinopteri, Perciformes, Percidae. The annotation marks the transcript as partial. The record is from RefSeq and is a predicted model, not a curated record. The transcript is spliced from 3 exons.
CUGGCCUCGGGCUCGAACACCUCCACGACACAACAGCCACAGUUCAUCAUCAAGGCGCCAACGUUAGGCUCAACACACGCAGUCAAACGCUCAACACACGCAGUCAAAGGCUCAACACAUGCAGUCAAACGCUCAACACACGCAGUCAAAGGCUCAACACAUGCAGUCAAACACUCAACACAUGCAGUCAAACACUCAACACAUGCAGUCAAACACUCAACACAUGCAGUCAAACGCUCAACACAUGCAGUCAAACGCUCAACACAUGCAGUCAAACACUCAACACAUGCAGUCAAACGCUCAACACAUGCAGUCAAACGCUCAACACAUGCAGUCAAACACUCAACACAUGCAGUCAAACACUCAACACAUGCAGUCAAACACUCAACACAUGCAGUCAAACACUCAACACAUGCAAUCCAUCCUUCCAUCCAUUACUCUAUCCAUCCUUCCAUCCAUUACUCUAUCCAUCCCUUCAUCCAUUACUCUAUCCAUCCUUUCAUCCAUUACUCUAUCCAUCCCUUCAUCCAUUACUCUACCCAUCCCUUCAUCCAUUACUCUAUCCAUCCUUCCAUCCAUUACUCUAUCCAUCCCUUCAUCCAUUACUCUAUUUACUCUGUCCAUCUUUUCAUCCAUUACUCUAUCCAUCCUUUCAUCCAUUACUCUAUC